CAUGGUUCACCACCCUUGUUGCAUACAACUAUCGACUGCACAAUUAAAACAAUAAUAAUUCUUGUUAUCACGGCAAUGCACUGACUAAUUGCAGACAAAAAUACGUUGCUUUUUAUGUACGUAGUGUCUAAUGUUUUUAUUAUAUUAUCAGUUACUUCUGAAGAGUCUAGUGCAUUAGUUCUGUCUUAGCGAUAUAGAGCCUGAAUAUAGAAUUUGGGUUUUAAGUGCAGACAGUUCUAUUCAGAAUGGAUCUCGCAGUGACGAAAGAUCGAGUGUUUUUCACAAUAAAUGGAAGAAAGUGUAGCGCGGGUGCCGAGUUCACAGUGGACUUGACCUUGAACCAGUACAUUCGACAAUAUGGAGAGUUCCGCGGCACAAAGUACAUGUGUAAGGAAGGUGGAUGCGGCGCCUGUGUGGUCAACGUCAGAGCCCAUGUGGCUGGCACCCAAGAAUAUUCCACGUUUUCCGUUAACUCUUGCCUUGUUUCCAUCAUGUCUUGCGAUGGUUGGGAUAUAACGACUGUAGAAGGUAUUGGCAAUAGAAAGAUUGGCUACAACAUCAUUCAGAAACGACUCAACCAUUUCUUUGGUUCCCAAUGCGGUUACUGCAGUCCAGGCUUCGUGAUGAGCAUGUACAGCCUCGCACAGGGCAGUGACCGCCACCUAACUGAAGCAGAAAUAGAAAACGCUUUCGGUAGUAACCUUUGUAGGUGUACAGGCUAUCGUCCCAUUUUAGAAGCAUUCAAAUCUUUUGCCGUCCAUCCAGACGCGAAUAUAUUGAAGAAGAUAAAAGAUAUUGAAGAUAUAUCUGAACAAAUAUGCCCGAAAUCCGGUAAAACGUGUGGAGGCACAUGUGGGAUAAAUGAGGAUUGGUGUUUAGUAAAUAUGAAUAAUACAAGUGUUUCGGAUUUACCUAAGAAAAUAUGUCUCGCCGAUGGUCGGUUGUGGUUCGCUGUUAGCGAUAUAAGAUCAAUAUUUGCUGUUUUGGACGAUGUUGGGCAUGAAUCCUAUAUGCUUGUCGCUGGUAACACCGCGAAAGGAGUCCGUCCAAUAUUAUUUUACCCGAAGCUGUUGAUAGACAUAAGUGAUGUUAAGGAAUUGGCGACUCAUUACAUAGAUGUGAACUUAGUACUUGGAGCUAACAUGACCUUGACUGACACGAUGCACUUAUUCAAGGAGUUGGCUCAAUCUAAUGAAGAUUUCUGGUACCUACAUAUAUUGUAUGAGCAUUUGGAUAAAGUGGCUCAUAUACCGGUUCGAAAUAUUGGGACUCUAGCUGGUAAUUUGGCGUUGAAAAAUUCGGAUCCAAGUUUUCAAUCAGACAUUUUUCUUUUGUUGGACUGCGUCGGGGCUACUGUUACGUUAGUGGACCGUGAUAUGAGACAGACAGAGAUGAACAUGCCUGAAUUUCUGACGACAAAUCUCAAAGGAAAAGUGAUGACACAGAUAAAGCUGCGUCCAUUGUCACGCCAUUAUGAAUUAGUGACUUAUAAGAUUACGCCGAGGGAACAAAAUGCUCAGGCAGACGUAAAUUCUGGCUUUCUUUUGAAAUUCAACUCUCAUACACAUCUCGUUGAAGAAGCGUCUAUUGUGUACGGUAAUAUUAAUCCAUCAUUCACCCACGCUUAUGAGACGGAGAGGUUUUUAAUUGGACGCAAUAUAUUUAAUAACAAUGUCCUACAAUCUGCUCUGCACAUCUUGGAGCGAGAAAUAGAUCCCAGUAUCCGACCACCGUAUCCACCACCUUGUGUGCGGAAGAAAGUAGCUCUUGGACUUUUCUAUAAGUGCAUUAUAAAACUAUGCCCAAAAGACAUACUGAACCCGAGAUAUAAGUCAGGAGCUACAACCCCCAGUGAUGACAGGCCACCAGUUAGUCGUAGCUAUCAAGAAUAUGACACGGAUAAAAAAGACUAUCCUAUAACACAACCAUUACUGAAGAAAGAAGGAAUGAUUCAAUGUGCAGGCGAAGCAGAAUAUUGCGACGAUAUACCCACUAUAAAAGAUGAAGUUUUUGCAUCUUUCGUACUGUCUACUGUGGCAAGAGGAGAUAUUGAAAGUAUUGAUAGUUCUGAAGUUAUGAAAGAAGACGGUGUAUUGGCAGUAUUAACAUCUGUAGAUAUACCAGGUGUAAAUAGUAUACUUCGUGGUGAUUUCCUACUAAUGUUCGAAAAUGAAGAACUUUUAGCUAGUACCAAAGUAAAGUUUUAUAAUCAACCAGUAGCCAUCGUUGUUGCAACAUCUCAAGAAUUAGCUGAUAAAAUGGCACAUGUAGUCAAAGUAAACUAUAAGAAUGUCCCAAAAAAGCCACUGAUUUUUACUAUUGAAGAUGCAAUACAUGCACCUAAAGAGGAAAACAGACUUAUUCCUUAUCCGGGAAUAGUACCAACAGAUAGAGGAGCUAAUGUCAGGAAGAUUAUAAAAGGACAAUUUAUUAGUCCGAUGCAGUAUCAUCAUAUGAUGGAGCUUCAUACAACUAUUACAAUACCGGUAGAUGAAGGUUACGACGUUAUAUCGUCAGCUCAGUACCUUGAUAUUACGCAAGCAGGAAUCGCCCAACUUUUAAAGAUUCCUGAGAGUUUGUAA
This is a messenger RNA of Spodoptera frugiperda (fall armyworm), 2582 nucleotides long. RefSeq lists its product as uncharacterized. NCBI's taxonomy places the organism in Eukaryota, Metazoa, Arthropoda, Insecta, Lepidoptera, Noctuidae. The record is from RefSeq and is a predicted model, not a curated record. The transcript has 10 exons. Gene Ontology annotation, molecular function: 2 iron, 2 sulfur cluster binding; oxidoreductase activity; iron ion binding. The coding region runs from base 246 to 2582 and encodes 778 amino acids.